This is a messenger RNA of Populus nigra (black poplar), 1000 nucleotides long. RefSeq names its product transcription factor MYB8-like. The transcript has 3 exons. The coding region runs from base 49 to 813 and encodes 254 amino acids. The record is from RefSeq and is a predicted model, not a curated record. Lineage: Eukaryota; Viridiplantae; Streptophyta; Magnoliopsida; Malpighiales; Salicaceae.
UUGAAGUUAAGAAUUAAUCAACUGGAACAACUGGUAAUCCAGAUAGACAUGGAUUUUACAUGCAUCAAGCUGGCGACGAUGAGAAAGAUUGCACAUAACUCUCAGAAUCUGCCUUUGAAAAGAGGGGCAUGGAGUCCUGAAGAAGAUCAGAAGUUGAUAGCUUAUAUUAACAGACAUGGCAUUCGGAAUUGGAUUGAGAUGCCGAAAGCUGCCGGUUUGUUAAGGUCAGGGAAGAGUUGCAGGCUACGUUGGAUGAACUACUUGAGGCCGGAUAUAAAGCGUGGAAACUUCAGCAUGGAAGAAGUGGAAACCAUACUCAAGCUGCAUGGGAUUCUUGGAAACAGAUGGUCUGCAAUUGCAGCAAAAUUACCUGGAAGAACAGAUAAUGAGAUAAAAAAUUUCUGGAACACCCGCUUGAAGAAAAAUUACGUAAAGAACAAUAUCAAUACUGCAGCGCAAGCACCGAAACUGCAAGGAACACAAACAUCCACAGCAGAAUUCAAGAAAAGGAAGUUAUAUGAAAAUAUUGACGUUCCACUUCCCACUGCUCCAAAAAUAUUGAAGCCAGAAGACUCGGAGGGCUCAUCGAAGCUGCCUAUCAGUUAUUUUUCUUCAAGCUUUAAUCUUGUGAAUGAUCUCAUAAUUAAUGAAAAUCAGAUCAUAGAAGAGAACGUUGGAUUACUUGAAUCAAAUGGAGAACAAUGUUUAUGGGGUCCGCAAUUUUCAACUGAAGGUCAAACAUGCAGGGUGGAGGAUUAUGGAGAUACCUGCACAGUUGAAAUGUGGGUCCAAGAACUAUUGCAUGGAGUCUAGCUAUAUCUACGUCCCUGUGGUUAUACAUGGUAUUCUGGUAUUUAUAUAUGCUAUUUUUAUUAAUUUUACACCAAGGACAUUUUCUAAUAUGCUUUUUAUGCCAAAAUUACGUUUUUUUUCGUUGUUAGGUAUUAAUCAGGCUCCUAUCAUAUUGACAUUGAUUUAUGGAAAUUUCUUUUUCGAAGUU